AUGACAAAAAGAAAAUAUGAGGAAUUUACCUCUGAUCAGUCAUCCACAGAGAGCGAGGCACUCUCAUACCCGCAGUCUACGAUAUCGGACAUGCAUUCUGACGUUCCCAUUGAUCUUCCAUCAGCUGCAGACAUUUAUCUGGAGAGCUCGAUGCCAGAAAAUUACAACGAUGUGGAAGCGCCUGAAAAUGAAGAAAACGGAGACCUGCCGGUCAACAAAGAGGUGAUGGAAAACGAGGGCUACAAGCUGAAGAUCAAAAACUUGUUCGUUAAGUUUCUCAGCAAUUAUGGCGGAAGAAAGUACAUAAAGCUGAUUAAAACGAUGUGUGCUGAGAAUAGCGAAAGCUUGAUGGUCAGCUACACAGACAUGGAGAGUUUUGAUGACCUGCUGGUGAGGGUGCUUGUUGUAUGUGCCGAGCCUGCAAUUGAGGUGUUCGAUGAUGCACUCCGCGUAGUCGUGUUAGGCCUGUUCCCCAAUUACUUCAUGAUCCGCGUGCAGGUGCAUGUUCGUGUGGUCGAUGUGCCUGUGGUUGAGGAACUGAGAGAGCUGCGCAAUGAGAACUUGGGCUGCUUGGUGCGUAUACGCGGUAUUGUAACGAGGCGCAGCGGCGUUUUUCCGCGUUUGUUUCUGGCAAAAUUUAUCUGUGUGAAGUGUCGGUGCACCUUUGGUCCGUUUCUUCUCGAAGACGAUGUGGGAUUCCGUCCGCAAAACUGUCUUGAGUGCCAAAACAGGGGACCUUUCCUGAUAAAUGACGAAGAAACCGUGUACAGAGAUUUUCAGAAGAUGGCAAUACAGGAAAUACCGGGCACGGUACCUGCAGGCACGUUGCCGCGUAGCAAAGAUGUUCUUGUGUUCCACGAUCUAAUCGAUGUGGCAAAGCCUGGCGAUGAGAUCGAACUUACCGGCAUUUACAAGAACGGGGUGCUGAACGACACCGUUUUUACGACACACAUCAUUGCCAAUGCCAUUAUUAGGAAAGAAAGCAGCUGCGUGCUGACAAGAGAGGAUGAAAAAGAGAUAAAGAGGCUGGCAAGGAAUCCUCGAAUUGUGGAAGUUUUGAGCGAUGCAUUGGCACCGGAGAUUUGUGGUCAUCCCAGCGUAAAAAGGGCGUGUCUGUUGGCGCUUUUUGGCGGACAGCCGAAGGGCCGAGAGAAUGAAAACGUUAAGAACAGCUCGGCGCACAGAAUACGAGGAGAUAUCAACGUGCUUAUCAUGGGUGACCCUGGCACCGCCAAGUCACAGCUUUUAAGAAGUCUUGAGCGUGUUGCACCCCGUGCCGUGCUGGCUACAGGUCACGGCGCAAGCUCGGUUGGUCUCACAGCAAGUGUCAGAAAAGAUUCAAACAAUGAGUGGAUGCUUGAGGGUGGGGCACUAGUUCUCGCCGACAAUGGCAUUGUGCUUAUAGAUGAGUUUGAUAAGAUGCAGGAAAAUGAUCGGAGUGCGAUUCAUGAGGCAAUGGAGCAGCAGAGCAUUUCGGUGAGCAAGGCGGGAAUUGUUGCAUCGCUGAAUGCACGGUGUGCGGUUGUUGCGGCAGCUAAUCCACGAAAAGGACGAUAUAACAGUGCGCUCAGCUUAAAUGCAAAUGUCAACCUGAGCGAACCCAUUUUGAGCAGGUUUGACAUUUUGUGUGUUGUCAGGGAUGUGACUGAUCAGGUUGAAGAUGAGCGGAUCGCCUCGUUUCUUCUGAAGAGAAUACGCGAAAAGAGCACGGUAGCGGAUGAAUCGUUGGGGGAUCGAGGCGGAGCACUCGAUGAAAACGACGAGCAGGGGAAUCCAGGCAUCAAAGCCGAACAUACCUCAGCUCAGAGCAUCGGGCAAAAUCGACCAGUUAUUGAUGAUGAUUUAUUCAAGAAGUACCUUAUCUACGCUAAGCGGAUACACCCGCAGAUUAAGGAGAUAGACAAGGACAAGAUCAGCAAAUUGUAUGCUGAUCUGCGCAAAGAAAGCGAUAACAGCAUGCCGAUCACUGCAAGACAUAUUGAGAGCAUUGUGAGGAUCAGCGAGGCCCUAGCCCGGAUAAAGCUAUGUGAAUACGUGUGUAAGGAGGACAUCGAUACGGCUAUAAAGAUAACGCUCGACAGCUUCAUUUCAGCACAGAAGUACUCUGUGGUUAAGGCACUCCGUAAGAAAUUUGCGAAGUAUAUUAAUGAGAACGAUGAUUUCUUCGUGUAUCUGUUCAUAUUGAACGAAAUGUUCAACGACAAGAUCAGGUCGCUCAGGCAGGUGCCUAGCAACGUGGUUGUAGACAAGAACGAAUUUGAGAAGAGGGUGCGCGGGUUCGGCAUCAAGUUCAACUACAAGUUUUACAAGGAGGACGUGUUUGUGCGCGAGUAUAACCUUGCCAGCAACAGUAUAAGGAGAGAAAUUGUUUACUGAUGGUUUGCUGGUACUGACGAGUAAGAGGUACGCGCUCUAUGUACGAUCAUUGGUGUAAGGUCAAUGUGUGGAUGCGUUGGAGGUAGUGCGGCCUGUAAAACGGUUGUUCGCAGCUUUAUGUUCACUUUAAUAAAUGUUCUUUGAUUUUAGCCGGUCACACACCGCAAAUUUGUUCUAACGGGGAAGGUCAUUUUCCGUCCAUGAGUAUUUGCUAAUUUUUGGACAG
Messenger RNA from Vavraia culicis subsp. floridensis, 2602 nucleotides. RefSeq lists its product as uncharacterized. NCBI's taxonomy places the organism in Eukaryota, Fungi, Microsporidia, Pleistophoridae. The coding region runs from base 1 to 2376 and encodes 791 amino acids. Gene Ontology annotation, molecular function: single-stranded DNA binding; ATP binding; 3'-5' DNA helicase activity. The record is from RefSeq and is a predicted model, not a curated record. Gene Ontology annotation, biological process: DNA replication; double-strand break repair via break-induced replication; mitotic DNA replication initiation. The transcript has a single exon. Gene Ontology annotation, cellular component: MCM complex; nucleus.